UUUAUGGCGAGUGUAAGCAUUGUGAGUUAUAUGAGGAUUCCGUUGUGAGUCACGGACUGAGGUGGACGUCUGUGACUCAAGAUUAGUAUUGCAUCAUCCGAUUUAGAUCCGAUUAAUAUUUCAAUAUUUCGUUAUUUCUUCAAUUCAGUUUUAACACUUAGUCAUUAGUAUCAGGCUGUAUAGCUCCUUGUAGGAGCCGUCGCCAUAGUAAAAGAAGAAGAAGAAGAAGUGAGUUAUAUGAGUGCGAAAUAUCUCUUGUGAUUUUUGACAUUGGAAAUAUAUUUUCCUUUCACAGAACGGUUCGAAUAAAAAUAAAAAAUGCCGCGAAUUAUGAUAAAGGGUGGCGUCUGGCGCAAUACGGAGGAUGAGAUUUUGAAAGCGGCUGUAAUGAAAUAUGGGAAAAAUCAGUGGAGUCGUAUUGCAUCUUUAUUACAUAGAAAAUCAGCUAAGCAAUGCAAGGCACGCUGGUUCGAAUGGUUAGAUCCAAGUAUAAAGAAGACCGAAUGGAGUCGAGAAGAGGAUGAAAAGUUGCUUCAUCUUGCCAAGUUAAUGCCUACUCAGUGGCGAACUAUCGCACCUAUCAUUGGUAGAACAGCUGCGCAGUGUUUGGAGAGAUACGAAUACUUACUUGACCAAGCGCAAAAGAAAGAAGAAGGGGACGAUGCUGUUGAUGAUCCUCGUAAACUUAAACCUGGUGAAAUUGAUCCUAAUCCAGAGACAAAGCCAGCAAGACCAGAUCCAAAAGAUAUGGAUGAAGAUGAAUUGGAAAUGUUGUCUGAGGCACGCGCUAGGCUGGCAAAUACUCAAGGCAAGAAGGCUAAACGUAAGGCGCGUGAAAAACAAUUGGAAGAGGCACGCAGACUUGCUGCUUUACAGAAACGUAGAGAAUUACGAGCUGCCGGUAUCACUGUGUCCCAAAAGAACAAACGCAAACGCGGUGUUAAUUAUAAUACAGAAAUACCGUUUGAGAAACGACCGGCAUCUGGUUUCUAUGACACCUCCAACGAGCAUGUCGAUCCUUUAGCGAUCGAUUUUUCCAGAAUGCGGCAGCAACAUCUAGAUGGUGAACUCCGACAAGAAAAGGAAGAAAUGGAACGCAGGAAAGAUAAGCAAAAAUUAAAACAACGCAAAGAAAAUGAUAUACCUAUGGGUAUGCUCAAUAAUGAAGAGCCUGUAAAGAAAAGAAGCAAAUUAGUGUUACCAGAACCACAAAUUUCUGAUCAAGAAUUACAGCAAGUCGUAAAACUUGGUAGAGCUUCAGAGGUUGCACGAGAAGUUGCUACUGAGAGCGGUAUUACACUCUCCGACAGUUUACUGGCCGAUUAUUCCUUACCUACAAAUGCAACGGCAACACCUCGUACACCAGCUGCUACAGACAGAAUAUUGCAAGAAGCUCAAAAUGUUAUGGCUCUUACGCACGUGGAUACACCGCUAAAAGGCGGAUUGAACACUCCAUUGAAUAAUCCUGAUUUUACCGGCGUUGUACCUCCUACCAAUGUCAUUGCAACGCCGAAUACAAUUUUGGCCACUCCGUUUAGAUCUCAACGUAGCGACGGAACGCCCGUGAAUUCGUUCAAUACGCCAGGCGGGGCGUCAGUACGAACGCAAAAUGGGGUUUUAGCGGCAACACCCGUUCGCGAUAAGCUUAAUAUAAAUCCGGAUGAAAGUGUAGAUGGAUCAGAAACUCCACUAAUACAGACGCAGGCAAGAAGUUCAUUGCGCGCGGUGUUGAGUUCUUUACCGGCGCCGUGUAACGAUUAUGAGAUAGAUAUCUUUGAUGGUGAGGCAAACGAGGAAACUACGAGUGCGCCUACGACUGAAAUAAUCGAGGAUCAAGCGGAUAUCGAUGCGAGACAACAGCAGGAGUUAUUAGAAGAAAAAAAAAGAGAAUUGGCACGUAGAUCACAAGUAAUACAAAGAGAAUUACCACGACCUGCGGAUAUAAAUAUGAAUAUUUUAAGACCGUACAUGGACACACCGCUGACUGACUUACAAAGAGCAGAAGAAUUGAUAAAAAGAGAAAUGAUCACGAUGUUACAUUAUGACGCGCUACAAAAUCCAACACAAUCAAGUCGAAAAAGCAUUGCAACAUCAUUAGCUCAGGCUCAGACUUAUUUGGAACAACAUCCGUAUGAUAUUUUCGAAGAGGACGAGCUUCUUAAUGCUAAACAAAUGUUAACUGAUGAGAUGGCAGUUGUAAAGGAAGGAAUGGCACAUGGAGACUUGAGUUUAGAUGCCUACACUACUGUAUGGGAGGAAUGUCUGUCGCAGAUCUUGUAUCUCGAAACACAGAAACGGUACACCCGCGCAACGCUAGCCUCAAAAAAAGAUAGAGUGGAAGCAUGCGAGAGAAAAUUAGAAGAGAAUCGUAUGCAUAUGACGGGGGAAGCUAAACGCGCUGCGAGGAUGGAAAAGAAGUUGAAGGUACUUACUGGAGGUUAUCAAACCAGAACACAGGUGCUGACGAAGCAAUUGCAUGAUUUGUGGGAGCAGAUAGAGCAGGCACAUCUCGAACUGUCGACAUUUAAGUUUUUGGAAACACAGGAAGAGGCGGCGGUUCCGAGAAGGAUAAACGGCCUCAUGGAAGAUGUAAAUAGGCAGACAGAACGAGAACGUUCGUUACAAAUGCGAUAUGCUCAGUUACAGGACCAGUUGCAGCAGUGUCGAUUAAGCGAUAUAUCAUCUUAGGGACACAUUACCUACUGAAUGCUUGUUGAAUACACGCAGGAGAAUGUAAUAUGUAUUACUUUAUCUUUUAACGCAGUAUGUAAGUUAUACGAUUUAUAUGCCCAUGAAAAUACUAUGUACUAUCAAAAUAAUCUGUUCUUUUCUUUUAAGAGUCAAAUAGAAGUUCAAUAUAUAUAAUGACUAUUAUCUCCAUACUAGCUGUAAAUGUUAUUAGUAUUAUUUUAAGACUUAUUUGAAUUAUUUGAUGAGAAUGACGAGAAUGGCAAAUAAUUAUCAAACAAUAGUUCUGUUAUAAUAAAUUCAAAUUUUUCAUUUGCGAAGAGGCAGAAAUUUAUGACAGUAAAAAUCUUUUUUCUUUAUAUGAUGUAAAAUAUUGUAACAAUAAAGUUUAUGAUAUAAAUUAGUUAUUAUGUGAUAACACAUACUACUAAAAGCAUACAUGUGACAAUGAACAGAAGAAAGUUCAAAGAAGCAUUUUACGUAAAGAAUAAAACAGAUAUAGAUAAGAUUGCGAGAA
Messenger RNA from Wasmannia auropunctata (little fire ant), 3205 nucleotides. It is a transcript of the gene Cdc5, whose product is annotated as cell division cycle 5-like protein. Gene Ontology annotation, cellular component: Prp19 complex; spliceosomal complex. NCBI's taxonomy places the organism in Eukaryota, Metazoa, Arthropoda, Insecta, Hymenoptera, Formicidae. Gene Ontology annotation, molecular function: DNA-binding transcription factor activity, RNA polymerase II-specific; RNA polymerase II transcription regulatory region sequence-specific DNA binding. The transcript is spliced from 10 exons. Gene Ontology annotation, biological process: mRNA splicing, via spliceosome; regulation of transcription by RNA polymerase II. The record is from RefSeq and is a predicted model, not a curated record. The coding region runs from base 319 to 2688 and encodes 789 amino acids.